This is a messenger RNA of Meloidogyne enterolobii, 638 nucleotides long. The record is from the annotation of a GenBank genome assembly. Lineage: Eukaryota; Metazoa; Nematoda; Chromadorea; Rhabditida; Meloidogynidae.
UAAAAAUAGGAAUUUGGACGGUUUUUUGACCCAAGUUGGCCUUUUUAGUUUUCUUUCAUUUGUUUGAUUGAUUAUUGGAAUUUUUAAUAUUUUUCUGGUUUCUGAUUUUUUCUGAGUUUCUGAUUUGGUCUCAUUGCCCCCUUUAAUCCCUUCAGUUCCUCUCUGAUUAAGCUUGUAAACAAAUAAAUAGUAAAAAAUGGGACCAAAACGUUGUAGGUCUUCUGGGUUCCUUUGGGGGUGUAGGUUUCUUGGUGAGGUCUUUAGGACUUCAGGGCUGACCCCAGAAAAAUUGGUUCUCUGAUUCUUUUUUGUUUUUCCGAUUCGAUUAUUGUUCUGACAUUUGUUGAUUUUCCCCAUAUUUUUAUGCUAGGAAUUCAAUAAUUAAUUGUUUAAGCUGUUCAGCGACUCAAUUUAACCUUUAAAAUUUUUAUAUUUUAAUUUCAGAUUUUUCCAAGAUUUCAUAUUAAAUGUACAUUUUUUUCAAUUUUGCUUCAUUUACAACUUCACUUUUGCAAAUAUUCUCAUUUUGUGUUAUUUAUUCGUCCAAUUUUGUUUUUGGCAUAAACAAGGAUUGGGAUCUUAAUUUUGCCUGUAGAGAGGAUUUGAAGGUUUAUUUUUUUAUAUUUUUUUGGGAGUAA